Messenger RNA from Cuscuta epithymum, 1278 nucleotides. The record is from the annotation of a GenBank genome assembly. Lineage: Eukaryota; Viridiplantae; Streptophyta; Magnoliopsida; Solanales; Convolvulaceae.
CCGUUUCAGUGACAUCGUCUUAGUUAUUACCGCUCCAGUGACAUUGUCUCAAUUACUACCGCUCUAAUGACACUCCCGUGACACCGUCUCAGUUACUACCUCUACAGUGACAUCAUCUCAGUAACUAUCACUAUCGUGACACUGUCUCAGUUACUACCUAUAGUGACUGUCUCAGUUACUACCGCUACAGUGACAUCAUCUCAGUUAUUACUCUUUUUCAGUUACCACCGUCCUAGUUACUACCGCCCCGGUGACUAUCCCGACAAGUAAUAUGACCAAUUUGAUCGGUGACCAACCCAACAAAUGACCUCCGUCCACCGCCCCACCCCGGUGACCUCCACCACCCCACCCCGGUGACAUCCACCGCCCCACCCCGGUGACCUCCACCGCCACCAACCACCACACCCACCACCCUUAGUGACCACCCAUGCCCCAACCCCCAGCACCCCCACCACAACGUCCCAACCAUGCCCUACCACUACCCCACCCCCAACCGUGUGAAAUCUAGCGGCCACUGUUGAGAGUUUUACAAUGUUGACUGCCGUUCAUUGAAUUGAAAACUCGGCCCGCCAUUGUCAGUUCCCGACCACACUCCUACCACCGGCCUGCCGAUUCCCUUCCGCCGACCAGCACCGCCCAGCCACAGGCAGAAACUCUAGCUGCUGGGAAUCAGAUCUGGAAAGGUAGCCACCAACCGAAAUUAAACCAUAGAUGCUGCAACAACAAAGCCCUAGUCACCGCGAUAGUCUGAAUCUACUAAAGAGCAACCCUAGCGACGAUUGUGAAGGCUCUAAAUCAAAUACAAUGACGGAUGUAGCCGAGGUGUACCAAAGCGGAGACCAUCACCAAGCUCCAAAUCUGGUCUUCGUUGGUUUCCGUGUUGGGAGGGCUGCGGUAGAAUUGCGGGCGAGAAGAAUGGAAACUAAGAAUGGAGAAGUUGCAGCAGACGAGGGAAGCUCAUCAACAGAGCAACAUCGGCGCGGAGAGGCAAAGAUGACUCUCUUUCUCGGUGUCUCGGCAGCGGCGGCUAUUUUCAUAUCGAGCAACGAAGAGAGGCUUGGUUAGGAAUGAAGAUGAUGUGAUGAAUGUCUGACGCGUUGAUGAGUAAAAGAAAGAGACACAAGGACGUUUGGUUAGGGCAUUUUAGGCUUUUCAAACAUUUUAACUCACUUUUUUGUCCCAAACGAGAAUUGGUCUCGUUCUUGGCAAUUGAAAAGUCUACGCUAAUAUUGUUGUCAUUCUUUCCUUAUAAAUCAAUAAAAUCAUAUUAAACUUCCA